Molecule: messenger RNA, 921 nt
Organism: Dichotomopilus funicola
Lineage: Eukaryota; Fungi; Ascomycota; Sordariomycetes; Sordariales; Chaetomiaceae
Exons: 3
Coding region: 1-921 (306 amino acids)
Source: RefSeq, a predicted model, not a curated record
AUGGCUCGCAAUUGCACCGUCAUUCCCAAUUCGGUGCCGAGUGAUGCGGGCAUUGCGGGUGCAGGGGUCCUACUCGCCUCGGCUAUCACAACCGGGUUAUCACUAGGACUAUCGGCUAGUCUAGUCCUCCAAGAUGUGUUAAAACGCUCAUCAUCCCGGAAUCCAUCCGUCAUCCGGCGACAGCUUCUCAAUGGAUAUUCAGACCAGCAAAUUAUGGUCGGCAUCGGUCUUCAAAGUGUCGGGCUGGUAAAAGCCGACUCCCUGGUGCCGUACCAUUUCUUUUUGAUAUGGAUGUUGGCGCUUCUCUCCAUGGCCACGCAUAACGCCACACUCCUCGCCUUAGUCCAGGACUUUAAACGGGACUGGGUUUUGAGGUGGAUGCGGCAACUCUUAAUGUUUGUCAACCUCGCUCUCUCUUGUGUUUACGGGGUCUAUGUGCUCCAAAGCAAGAUCAAAGGGUUGCCGGCCACGCUGCCUAUCGGCUGCGUCUGGGGGCUGGAUUCUACUUCGUCAAAUGUCGGCGGGCUUGAUUACGUGGGGACCAUCGCGACCAUUGCUGGGAACUGCGUUGUGUUUGGCCUCGCAACAUGGUACCUACAAAGCCGGAGGCAGCGGUUUUACAGAAUUGUCCAAAUUGUCGGCUUGGUCCUUAUGUCAGCCAUCGCCAUCGGUGCGACCGUUCGAGCAUACCUUCUUUCACAAGCCUUUGGAAGACCAGACGUCAAGCUCAGUGAUGAAGGAGAGAAACAAUGGAGCUUCGGUCAGCUUCUCUCACUCCUCAUGCUCAUCCUGCCUGUUAUUUCAGUAGUUGAGGUCAUGCGGGGGGCGAUAGCUGUGGCGCCGCCGGUGCCUGACGAUGACAAGCAAAGUUUGCUAAAUGGUGAACUGUCCGACAUCCCACGAUUCAGGGGGAGUGAUUAG